This is a messenger RNA of Cebus imitator (Panamanian white-faced capuchin), 1205 nucleotides long. Its product is annotated as vegetative cell wall protein gp1-like. The transcript is spliced from 3 exons. The record is from RefSeq and is a predicted model, not a curated record. NCBI's taxonomy places the organism in Eukaryota, Metazoa, Chordata, Mammalia, Primates, Cebidae. Bases 1 to 1119 code for a protein of 372 amino acids.
AUGGCGGCCGGCCGCGACCCUCCCCUCCUCCCUCCUUCCCUGGGCUCCGGGCGCGUCCCGGGCCAGCCUCUGCGCCGCCAACUUCGCCAAAGUGAGGCGGACGGGCCGCCCCGCCCCCAGCCCUCGGAGGCUCGCCACGCCCCGGGGCCGGCCCUGCGCGCCCCCGCCCCCCACCCGGCCUCCCGGGGUCCCUGCCCACCCUCUACCCGCACUGCCCGGGACGCACACAGAUCUGUCCGAGACCCUCCCCUGCUGGCCUGGGAAGCCUUUUACAGUCCCACGUCUUCCUAUCCCAAACCUUCCUUCCAGUCUCACGGAAAUGCUAAAUCAUCCCGGCGUGGGUGGCUUCUGUGGGUCAGAGCCCAGCUUUGCAAAGUUCAGCUCCAAGACUGCUUCCUCCAGGGAGCCUUCCCUCCCUCCCCCAGGAAUCUGCCCAAUCGACGGGAUCGCCUUCUUCAGGAGACCCCGCCUCCCUCACUCCCGCAGCCGCGGAGGCGGAAGAAGGCGCCUUUCUGUUGUCCUAGCAACCGUCAGCGGACCCCUGUCGCCCGGGCAACUGUCCUAGGCCUCCCGUCAGCCUUCGCCUGGGCCUCUCCGGUCACCCGGACAACCGCUACCCGUUCCGGUCAACCAUCAACCCGUCCCCCGUCACCCCGGCAACCAUCGCCGGACCCACAGACCCCUGGACACUGUCCUGGUCUGGUCCGCCGACCUCCUCGCCCCAAAUCACCGCCGCAGGCUCGGAAGUCCCGGGGCCCCACGUCUCAAGGGUCCCCUCCUCCUCCCGCCCGUCUCCUCGCCUCCCCGGGGCGGGGGACGUUGCUCCUACCCCGGCAGGGGGCCCCGGGUUGGGCCGGGCCCCGGGGGUCCCUGCUCAGUCGGGGCAGUAGGACCGCCCUGUGCUGUGGCCGCGCGCAGCCCCCUGCAGGCCUGGGCGCUCGCAGUUUUGCGUGGGACUGUCCAAGCGCCACAGGGAGCUCUUCAAAAUGCAAGCCAUGUCCCUCCCCUGCUGAAAAACCUCCCCGGCUCCCCUUGAGAACCGAAUCCAAGCUCCUGGCAGCCCCUGGCGGUUCUGGCUGUGUGGCCUCUUCUCUGAAGCCUCCUUGCUCACUCUGUUAGCAAUCCCCUGGCCUGCGUGUUGUGACUCCAGUGACUCAAGGUUCUUCCAUCCUGGGACCUUCCUAGUCACUGCUUCCCACUCCCCC